CUCAGUGGCUAGUCAUUUUGGUGUAAAAAUACAUUAUUAUAACCCUUACGCCUUAUAGCCCUUAUGGCUACAAAAGGUAUGCACGACCAAGUUACCAAUUAUCGAUGCAGUCUCUUUUCCAUUUCCUCUCUGAACAUUUAGAUUUACUUAUGAUGACAUGUAUAAUAUGAAAAUGUAAUAUAUAUGUGCUCUGUUCCAGAACCUGCAGGAAUCUACUAGUUUUCGAUUUUUUCUCGAUAUAGUAAAGUUAAAAUCGGUUAUCAUAGUACUAAUAAUAUAAUAUGAAAACUCAAUAGCUCGUCAUUUUGGCGCCAAAAUACAUUUUUACAUCCUUAGCCUUAUGGCUAUUAUAUGGCCAAAAUGUGAGGCGUCACAUGUGGACGAAAUCUAGGCUUGUCUGUCCAUCGCUGGAAAGGUAAGACAGUUAUAUUUGGCACAUUGUGAUAUUUUUGUAUCUUGAAUUGAAAUCAGUAUUCUAUGGACGCCUUUAUACCCUUUUCCAUAAGUUGAAUAUGUCGAUGAGGACAUGUUCGUCUGUUGAAUUCACGUAGGAUUUACCGAUAUUUAUAAGGCUUGUAAAUAUCAAUAUAUUUUGGUAUUUAAAUUUAUAUUACAACACAAAACAUUACCCAGCGUUGUUUCCAUUCUUCCAUUGUGGUUCUUAACGCAACACAAGAACCACUUGCUCUCAUUCUUUUAUGGACAUAUCCAAAAUCAUGGACUAAAAAUAAAUUAAGGAGACAACGCUCUGGUUUGUUUUAAAUAUAUAUUUUUAUUUGUUAAUGAAAAACUGGAAAUCAGUUAGCUAUCAACAGUCUUAGCAUACAAUUCAUAGCAUCAGUGACGGUUAUCUGUAUUUGUGGAAAAAAUUGUAAUUAUUACAACAUGCUACUCAAAUUCGUGGAGCAGUAUUUGAAAUAUAAUAAAAUCAACCUAGUUAAUUCCACAUUUAUUGGAUUCACUGUAAUUAUUGUUAUCUUUGGUUCGCUCAUUAUCGUGGUGGAACCCAUCUUACCCGAUUUCAUAAAACAAUCCUUUCGUUAUGGAAAACACAAACACAAUGGUCCCGCAAUAGCACUAGUUAACCGAAUUGAAGUACCAAAAUCAUGGUUUAGACAUUUCUAUAUAUUUGCUUUCACCUGGGCACUGUUGGCACUAUAUUUAAUAAUCAAGGGUAUUAUAACGCACACUGCAGCUCCACAAAGUGUUAUAGAGUUUUUGGAUUUUGUUGCUGGUGGCUCGGAAAACCGUAACAUUUUAAUUAAUUCAAAUAGUGCUCUGGUUGCCAGUGUCCUUAUGACAUUACAAUGUGGACGGCGUUUCUAUGAAACCAAUUUUGUACAGAUAUUUUCCAAGGAAGGUAAAAUAAAUAUACCCUACUAUGUGGUAGGUUAUUUACAUUACUUUGGAGUUAUUCUGGCAUUGCUGUUGAACACUGAAGGUUUUGUGAAAGGAACCCUGCCGUCUUCAUUCAGUUUAAUGAAAAUCACGUUAGUACAAUAUGUUGGCAUUUGUACGUUUUGCUUUAGUUGGUUGCAGCAGUAUAAAUCAAAUAUGAUUUUGGUAAAUUUACGCAAAAAUCCCAACACCCAUAAACUUGAAACAGAGAAACACUUAAUGCCAACUGGAGGUUUCUUCAACCUUGUAUCAUCGCCACAUAUGUUAUUCGAAAUCCUAAUGUACGUCUCAAUGCUGAGUGUUGUGGGAAAAAGUUUCACGUGGAAAUUAAUUGUUAUGUGGGUUUCUAGUAAUCAGCUUAUUAUUGCCCUGCUGACUCACAAGUGGUAUAAGGAAAACUUUAAGAACUAUCCGAAACAAAGAAAAGCUUUGAUACCAUUUCUGGUAUAAAAUCCCACCAAAGGUAUUCUGUAUUAUGUAUACUAUUUAUAAACCUUAAACAUUUUUGGGUCAUUCGAACAAUUCUACAUAAGGACUCAAAGUAUUUGUGUUACGAUUUAUAUACAUUUGUAUAAUUUUUAAAAUAGCUGCUUACUUGCUUUUAAAAAUAGCUACAAUAAUUAAAUACUUCAAUGUCAUUAUGAAUAAGAGGAAAUGUUGUAAUUUUGAUGUCAUUCGUAUAUUAAAAUAUUUAUAUGUGUAUUAGUUGUGUAACAUUUUUAAAAAUUUAUAAGUUUACGCCAAAUUAUGGAACUGUAUUGAUAAGUUUUUAGACGAAAUGCCGAUUUUUACUAUUAACAAGUAAGUAAAAAAAAGAACAUUAAGUUCAGCCGGGCCGAACGUUUAAUACCACUGUGUAAAGAAAACUUUUUUUAUAUAAAAGUAUCUGAAUUCAGACGUGUCCCACUUUAAACAUUUGGAUACUGCUGUAAAAUUGUUCAAAAACCCGUUAUAUGGGGGCCAUACUUUAACAGGAACCUCUAUAGACAAUUUUAUACUAUACCAAAACGUGGAUCUAUAUAUACUAUGUUCUACCAGCGGAGUUAAAACCCAUUACGAACUACAAAUACCAAUUUUUAGAGAAAUACGUGGAAAAAUGAGGCAAAAAUCAUCGAAGUACCGAAUAUUGGGAGGUACCGUUAUAUGGGGGCUAUACAAAAACGUGGACCUAUGCAUACAAUGUUUCGCUACCAGACUUACAACCCCUUAUGACCAACAAAUGCCAAUUUUUGGACAAAUCCGUAAAAAGAUGUGGCCAAAAUCAUCAAAAUGCCGAAUGUUGGGGGGUACCAUUAUAUGGCGGCUAUACUGAAACGUGUGCCGAUAUUCCAUUCCAUUCUACCAUUCUAGACACAAUACAAAUUGUUGUGCCAAAUUUUUAAGCUCAACGUCUAAUAAUAUGGGCUGUAUCGUGAUUUCAACCGACUGACAGACGGGCGGACAUCGUUAAAUCGACUUAGAAUUUUAUGCUGAUCAAGAAUAGAUGUACUUUAUGGUGUCUACGACGAAUAUUUAGGGAUGUUACAAACAAAGUUAAUAUACCCUCCCUUUCAAGGUGGAGGGUAUCAAAAUUUAAGAUGUUAAAUUGCAGCUAACGAGCGAGUCGAUUGCUUUUCUAACUGUCCGCUUUUUUGAAAUAUGUCGAAAUUUUUUAAAUGUUUUGUUAAAAAAUAAGUAGAUUUUGAUAUUUUUUCUUAUACAGCGAAAAUCGGAGGUUGUUAUUAUAUGCAUUUUUCAACAAUUUUAUAAUAUAAUUUAUCAAUAAUUUUUCAUUCAACAUUUUUAAUUUCAAAAUCGUGUAGACAGCAGCUGUGUCGAUGCGACUACUUGAAUUAUUCUACCAUGGAUAGUACCAUGGCUCAAUUGUGCCUUGGAUAGUAAUAGGAACGAACACAGCAAAAAGUAUUUAUAUGCCUGUGAAUGAAACAACGACAACCCUUAUUUCCGCUAAACGCAAACCGCCCUUAAUUGUGUCUAGAGACACCUGACUUGUCCGCGUUACAAAUAUUUGUAUGUAUUUGUCACGGUGAAAAUAUUAGAGAGUCGCAUUAGCAAUUUGUUACAACAAAAUUAUUCUCAACUAAUUUACAGGAAUAAAUUUGUUUAAACGACACAAUUCCUAUGAUAAACAAUUUUCAAA
Molecule: messenger RNA, 3538 nt
Organism: Musca domestica (house fly)
Lineage: Eukaryota; Metazoa; Arthropoda; Insecta; Diptera; Muscidae
Product: polyprenol reductase-like
Exons: 3
Coding region: 886-1848 (320 amino acids)
Biological process (GO): dolichol-linked oligosaccharide biosynthetic process; polyprenol catabolic process
Cellular component (GO): endoplasmic reticulum
Molecular function (GO): 3-oxo-5-alpha-steroid 4-dehydrogenase activity
Source: RefSeq, a predicted model, not a curated record